Molecule: messenger RNA, 2286 nt
Organism: Amblyraja radiata (thorny skate)
Lineage: Eukaryota; Metazoa; Chordata; Chondrichthyes; Rajiformes; Rajidae
Product: interferon-inducible GTPase 5-like
Exons: 6
Coding region: 40-2286 (748 amino acids)
Cellular component (GO): membrane
Molecular function (GO): GTP binding
Source: RefSeq, a predicted model, not a curated record
UCAUCACACAGGCGAGACAAGGACAGACAGAGAAGGAGAAUGGAAAAUGCCAGCUCCAGCCAACAGGCGGCUCUGUCUGAGACCCCCACACUCUUCACACAGGAAGAGCUCAGCAAACUGAAUUCUGAGUUCGAAACGGGAGGUGUGGAAAAGGUUCAACCUCUGCUGGAGAAGAAGGUGAAAGAACUGGACAACACGGAGCUGAACAUCGCCGUGACGGGAGACACGGGUGCAGGAAAAUCCACCUUCAUCAACGCCAUGAGAGGGCUUCGUAAACAAAAUGUGGGAGCGGCUGCGGUUGGGACCACGGAAACUACAAUGGAGCCAAACGGAUACCCACAUCCCAAUCUGCCCAAUGUCCGCUACUGGGACCUGCCGGGGAUCGGAACUACACGAUUCACCGCGGGUUCUUACCUGAAGGAAAUGCAAUUUGAAAAAUAUGAUUUCUUCAUCAUAGUGUCAGCUGGUCGAUUCAGAGAGAAUGAUGCAAAACUUGCCAAGGAGAUUAAGCGGCUGGGGAAGGAGUUCUAUUUUGUCCUUUUCAAGAAGAAUAUGUAUGAUUUCCCUCGGUUUAUGGAAGCACUUGCAGAUGGUUUACCAAAUAUAAAGGAAUCUAUCUUUGUCCUGGCCCUUCCCAACAUCAGUGUGCAGAUUAUUUGGAAGAAACGUGAGGUGUUGGAGAAACGUAUCUGGAUGUUGGCGAUCAUGUCGGCCGGAGUGGGAGCGAUCCCAGUCACGGGUCUCUCUGCCGCCUGUGACAUGGAUGAUGUCAAUGCCCGUAAAUGCCUGUGUCUGGAUGAUGCUGCUCUCCGCAGAGUGGCCGAGAGAACAGGCAAGUCCGUGGAAGAUCUGAAAGCCGCAGCACAAUCACCCCUACUGGGAGAAAUAACUACACCCGUUAUAGUCAGGAUGGGUUUAGGUGCAGUCGUCGUCGCUGUUUCAGUCGUGGAAACCGCUCUUUACUUAGUCCCAGGAAUUGGUUCAGUUAUUGGAGGCGGGACAUCAUUUCUGAUGACCUACUCGACCCUGAGUAAGGCGCUGCAGCUUCUGGUCGAGUGCGCAGAGAAGGUGCUCGCUGUUGCCAAAGGCGCUGAAACCACCCGACAAGCAGCAAUAAACCAGUUCUCAUUCAGCAGCAACACAUUCCAAUGCAUCUACUUUGGUAUCAAUGUGAACUGGAAAGUCAGCGCCUCCAUUAGAGUGAGCCUGGCAGCGAGUGUCUGGGAAGGACGUUUCUCUCCAGGACGGGAAACUUCCAGUGUGGGGGAAAGUGGGAACGUGUCUGAGAACCUGUCACUUGUCUUAUUCCCAGUAAUCUUCACCAAGGAAGAGAUCAAAACUGGAGGUGUGAAAAAGAUUAAACAUCUGCUACAGAAGAAGGUGAAAGAACUGGACAACACCGAGUUGAACAUCGCCGUGACGGGAGACACGGGUGCAGGAAAAUCCACCUUCAUCAACGCCAUGAGAGGGCUUCGUAGCGAAGAUGAGGGAGCGGCUGCGGUUGGGACCACGGAAACUACAAUGGAGCCAACCGGAUACCCACAUCCCAAUCUGCCCAAUGUCCGCUACUGGGACCUGCUGGGGAUCGGAUCUAGACGAUUCACCGCGGAUUCCUACCUGACGGAAAUGCAGUUUAAAAAAUACGAUUUCUUCAACAUUGUGUCAGCUUGUCGAUUCACAGAGAAUGAUGCAAAUCUUGCCAAGGAGAUUAAGCGGCUGGGGAAGGAGUUCUAUUUUGUCCGCUCUAAGAUUGACGCUGACCUUGAUUCAAUGCAGCAGCAACGGGAUGAAUUUGAUGAAGAUGCAGAAAUGGGAAAGACCCGGAGUGACUGCGUCAGUCAGUUGGGAAAGGCCGGGAUCCCCGAUCCCAAUGUGUUCCUGAUUUCCAGUUUCAUGAAGAAUAUGCAUGAUUUCCCUCGGUUAAUGGAAGCACUGGAAUAUGAAGAACCCUGUCUUUGUCCUGGCCCUUCACAAACUCAGUGUGGAGAUUACACGGAUGAAAGAAGACCAAAAGGGAGAGUCUUCAUCGCUAAAGCAUGGCGAUGUAUCUUGCAGUGGGUGAAGGAGACAUGGGGAGCGACAUUCUUCAGGAAAGCUUUGAAGCCAGAUCUGCAUCCGACCAUGGAAGGUGCCCCAUCUGUUCACGCCCCAACAAGGUGUUCCCAGCCAAGCUCGUGUUUGAUGAGGAAGGCUUCCUGCAUUCUGAACGCAUCUUCUCCGAGAGUGGUAGUGGCCAAUGGCUCCGAAUACAGGUACACCUCCUUCAUGGCUUCUCCAUCGAGGUAA